UGUGUUCUGUGGGUCAACCGUCAAACCCAUCUGACGUCAACUCAGCCGUCAAUUUUAGUGAAUUCGAUGACGUUUGUUUGUAUUAUGUAUAAUGUUAUUGCGGAACUAUUAAUUUUUAAAAAUAAACUACCUAUCUUCUUCUUUAAAAUAUUUUGUGUUGAUAUGUUAAUUUUAGUAACCCAAAGUAAAUCAGUUAAAUAAACUUUGUUUAUGUUUACAAAUAAUGGCAAAAUCCAAGGUUACGGGAGCCACGAGUAGGCUCAAACAAGAUUAUCUUAGACUAAAAAACGACCCUGUACCGUAUGUGACUGCAGAACCGGUGCCUUCAAAUAUUUUAGAAUGGCAUUAUGUUGUCAAAGGACCCGAGAAGAGUCCAUAUGAAGGAGGCUAUUAUCACGGAAAAAUCAUAUUUCCUAGGGAGUUUCCUUUCAAGCCCCCAUCUAUCUACAUGAUCACCCCAAAUGGACGAUUCAAAACUAAUACUAAAUUGUGCCUUAGCAUUACUGAUUUCCAUCCAGAUACUUGGAAUCCGGCUUGGUCAAUUUCAACUAUUCUCACCGGAUUACUAAGUUUCAUGUUGGAAAAAACACCAACAUUGGGUUCAAUAGAAACAUCAGAAUAUCAGAAACGAUGUCUGGCAGCAGAAUCUCUUGAAAUUAAUCUAAACAACAAAAUGUUUUGUGAACUAUUCCCAGAUUAUGUGGAAGAGAUUGGGCAGCUUUUGAAGGAGAGGCAGGAAGCUCUGUUGCACGCUGAGAAUACUAACAGUGUUGGUGAAAGUGAUACAACCAGUGAACAUCAAUCAAGCAUGCAUUACAUAUUGACAAACUUAUUUGUUCUUGUUGGUUUUGUGUUCCUAGCUUUCAUGGUGAAACACGUUAUAUCCAAUGACUAAUGUUGUAGUUUAAGUCUUGGUGUAAAUAAUUUAACUUAUUUGUAAAUUAACACUGGUUCUGGUUUGUUAUAAAAAAGGAACUAUUCCAUAAUUCUAUAAAAAUCUAAUUUUAAGGUUAUUUUAAAUUUUAUGUAUAGAUUCUUUCUUCAGGAGAUUCAAAAUGUACCUAUAGUUACCAUUGGGAAUCAAUAUUGCAAUAAUUUAUAAAAAGCUAUAAUAAAUGUUUUGUUUGUAACUAUGUUUUAAAUUAAUUAUAGAUUUGUAUCUGAACUUUCCUUAUUCAUAAUUCUCAACUUUAUUUUACAUGAGUGAAACUUUGUUUAUAAACAUCUGAACUUUCACCAAAUUAUGUUCAAGUCAAUCAUACAUUCUAAUCCCAAUUUGCAUCAAGAACUACAUAUAGAUUAUUUAAAACAUUGCAAUAGCUAUAUCAAAUUAUAAUAAUAUAGAUAAGAUUGCUUUUGUGGAUUUUUUGUUUUUAACAUGUCAUUUCUAUGGAUGAGUCUGUCUACUGUAAGAAAGUAUUGCUGCACUGUGAUAGCAUAUAUUAUAUAGAAAAUUAUGGUUUUAAAUCCAGAGGGUGCUGGAUGAAAGAAUUAUCCUGGAUAAUUUGUGCAAUAAUAUUACUGCUUAAACAUUAAUGUAAUGGAAAGAACUAUCCUAUGGUGACCAACUUUCAUAUGGAAGCUAAUAUUGAGCAUUCAAAAUUAAAAUCAACAAUGCACUUUCAACAACUUUCUUUUUACAAUUAUGUAGAAUUUUUUUAAAUAUAAGACAUUAUUUUUACAUGAA
Messenger RNA from Leptidea sinapis, 1687 nucleotides. Its product is annotated as ubiquitin-conjugating enzyme E2 J2-like. NCBI's taxonomy places the organism in Eukaryota, Metazoa, Arthropoda, Insecta, Lepidoptera, Pieridae. Bases 224 to 895 code for a protein of 223 amino acids. The record is from RefSeq and is a predicted model, not a curated record. The transcript has a single exon.